Messenger RNA from Nerophis lumbriciformis (worm pipefish), 6625 nucleotides. It is a transcript of the gene zbtb45, whose product is annotated as zinc finger and BTB domain containing 45. The record is from RefSeq and is a predicted model, not a curated record. Gene Ontology annotation, biological process: regulation of transcription by RNA polymerase II. Gene Ontology annotation, molecular function: DNA-binding transcription factor activity, RNA polymerase II-specific; protein binding; RNA polymerase II cis-regulatory region sequence-specific DNA binding. NCBI's taxonomy places the organism in Eukaryota, Metazoa, Chordata, Actinopteri, Syngnathiformes, Syngnathidae.
GGAGUCCUGAUGAUCAUGCAACAUAGCAAAAUUGACAUGCAAAAUCAUUUGCAGAUGUGAUAAAAAACCAUUAGAACAAUAGUCUUUGUCUUCAUGAGAAUGUUUUUUCCCCCUCAACAUUGUGUGGGCGUUUACAGGUGUUCCUGAACCUUCUCUCUCUCUGUGUGUGUGUGUGUAGUUGUCCUACUUCCAGACAGCAGUGAGCAUGCGUGUGUUUCUUUGAGACACUGCGUGAUUUUUUUUUUUUCCCUCCCCACUGCCUGCAAACAUCACAUCCAUCUCCGAGUCCGUGGAGUGUGUGCGUGUUGUCGUGCGUGUGUGUGUGUUUGUUUGCAGCACUCACCCAGCAGCUCGGGGAGCGUCCGACUGACGGCUUCCUCCUGCCCGCAUCGUCCGCAUCAGACAAGUGUCAGCGCGCCUCGCAGUGAAUUCCGGCAACUUCGACCAUCUCACUCAGAACGGCGGCGGCGGCUCUCCUCGCUCUCCACCCGCUGCAGUUUGACGGGCGUCGCCAGCCCCAUGACUCUCUGAGGGGACACGGCCCCACCGUGGCCCAUGCGCUCUACCCGUUUCCCUCCCUGUCCGCCUCGCCCCUCAAGCUGACGCAAAACCCCAGACACCUCCCUCCCCUCCCCCACCCCCACCCCCACCCCGUCCCCAGCGACUCGCCGCCGCCGGCCAUGGCGCCCGGCACGGAGACGGUGCACUACAUCCACCUGCACAACUCCAGCCAGUCGGUGCUGGAGGCCCUGCGCACGCAGCGGCGCGAGGGCCUCUUCUGCGACGUGACCGUGCGCAUACACGACGCCUCGCUGCGCGCGCACGCCUGCGUCCUAGCGGCCGGCAGCCCUUUCUUCCAGGACAAGCUGCUGCUGGGCCACUCAGAGAUCUCGGUGCCGCCGCUGGUGCCAGCGGAGACCGUGAAGCAGCUGGUGGACUUCAUGUACAGCGGAUCGCUGGUCGUGCUGCAGUCACAGGCGCUCUGCAUCCUGACCGCCGCCAGCAUCCUGCAGAUCAAGACCGUCAUCGACGAGUGCACUCAGAUCAUCUCGCAGAGGAAGGCGGCGGCGGGGGCGGCGAGUGCAGCUGCCGCCGCCGCCGCAGCAGCAGCAGCGGCGGCAGCUGCAGCCACAGGAGGGGGGAUGCUUGGAGGAGUGCUCCCCAAACAAGAGGAGCGUGGCGGGGGCAAAGGAAGGGAAAGCAGUGGCAGCUGUUCAGGCGGAGGCGGCAUGAGCGGGGGCUACCCAAACUUCUCUAACUUCAUGGUGGACUGCGCCGCGGCCUUGGGCGGCAACAUCAGUGUUAGCGAGAGCGGGCCCGGCCCGAUGGAGCAAGCCAACAAUCUAAUGGAGCUGGGAGACAUGGGCCCCGGGCCCUUGUGCGACGGCGACGGGCUGGGACCGGGAGCGGGGUCCAUCCUGAUGAAGCAGAGCCCCAGCUGCACUCAGGACGUCCGCUACAAGCUCCGGGAUCUGUUGGCGCAGACGGCCAACGGCGCCGCCAGCACCGGCAGCCUCUCGGCGAGCUGCAGCUCCGGCGUGGGCAGCGUGGACAGCAUCGGCAGGGACAGCCUGCGCGGCAACGCCACCGACCUCUCCGACGAGCUGGUGGGGAUGGAGCGCUUCAGCGAGGAGGAGGACUUGGACGCCAGAGAGCGAGGGAGAGACGGCGGCGACCGAGACAGGGGGGCGAGCCACAGCCGCAAGCAGAGGCAGCCGCUCAGACUCCAGGUGCUGGGAGGAGGCGAAGGCGUGGUGGUGAAAGAUGAAGGCGUUCAGGACGCCGACGGGACGGCCUUCGCCUUGGAGGACGGGAGACGGGACGGAGAGCACGGCGGCCCCCAGGGACACAUGGCGGGCUUCGGACAGGACUUCUACGACGACCAAGGAGUGUUCACCGAGAGUUUCUGGCCGCAGAGCGAGCCUCCUCAGGCCAUGGCCUUUAACCCCAGAGGACGGGGCAACAAGCCUCUGACUCCGCCCCCGACCUCGCAGUCCAUCAACAACCAGCUUCUUUUCCAGUACCCAGUGAGCCAGUCGCAGCCGCCGCCAUUCUACGUGGGCGGGCACAUGGGGGGGAUGGACACCAUGGCGGGGACGGAACCUAGCCAACAGGUUCCGCCCCCGGCUCCCAUGACGCCGGUGCCGACCCCCACCAACACCGCCGCCCUCUCUUCGGGCCCCUCCCCUUCCUCCCAAGGAUCAGAGACCUCGUUUGACUGCACGCACUGUGGCAAAUCGUUACGUUCCAGGAAGAACUACAGCAAGCACAUGUUCAUCCACUCCGGUCAGAAGCCUCACCAGUGCUCCAUCUGCUGGCGCUCCUUCUCGCUGCGUGACUACCUCCUCAAACACAUGGUGGUGCACACAGGCGUGCGGGCCUUCCAGUGCUCCAUGUGCGGCAAGCGCUUCACCCAGAAGAGCUCGCUCAACGUGCACAUGCGCACGCACCGGGCCGAGCGCACCUUCCAGUGCGCCGUGUGCCACCGGGCCUUCACCCACCGCACCUUGCUGGAGCGCCACGCCCUGCAGCACGCGCCCCAGGCCCAGGGGCGCGGCGCCGACAUGACCUCGCCCGCCAAGCACAGUCCCCCCAUGGGGGGGCCCUCAGGUAUGGCCGGGGCGGCCGGCAUGGCGAGCAUGCCGGGCCACGGCGCCUCCUCCACCUAGAGCCGAUGGGGAAGGGAGGGGGUGGGUGGGUGGGUGGGGUAGUAGUGGUAGGUAGGCCGCCAUUGGGCCUCUCUUACGGCGUCAAAACAGUGCAAAAAUCAGCGCGCUUAAAAAACACGAGUGUGGCGUCUUUGCACAUGCGCGGACUCUGUUAGUGACGUUCCCCCAUGUCUGUACUUGACAUAGGGCUGGGCGAUACGGCUGAAAACUGUAUCACAAUAUCGGUCGAUAUUGAUAUUUUUAUGAGCGGUAGAAAAAUAUAUUUUAUUUGAAAUAUAACUUUCCUCUGAUCAUAAUCCCCUCAGCCGUCAGGGCAGAAAGGAAAUGUCAACACAAGCAUGGAAAACAAACAAUCAACGUAAACAAAAUAGUAAAAUCCCUUUGAACAUUAAACAAUAAGCUCUUAAAAGCAAGGAAUAUGUAAGACAAUAGUUCAAAGUGGGAAAAUGUAAACUGAGAAGAACUAUUCCCUGCAGGUUUAGUGGCAGGACAUUACAGCUGUGCUCUAAAGGGUGAGCGCGGCUAAGGUGGUGUAUUAUUAGCGCUCUUGCCUUGCAUCAUUUACACACCACAUUGGUCUGACUACAGUCCUUUUUGAAAACAUACAAAAAACUGUCCAGGUGACUUCUCUUCCACAAUUUCUUCAUUCCGACUUCCUCUUCCCACUCCAUGCAAAGGAUCUAGCAAACUUGAUAGUUGAAACUGUCACCUGAUUGGCUGUUAACGUGUCACGUGAUCACUUCCCGCGUUGCUCGUGUACCAGAGAGCCAGCGCCUUUGCUCCCGUACUUCUGCAUUCUUCCCACCAUGAAGAAACAAUAAUGAUCGAAUGUUUUAUCAAACACAUUUUUUAUUGAUACCGAUUACGUGUCCAUCGAGAUAUAUAUCGAUAUCCUUUUAUCGCCCAGCCCUACUUAGGGCUCGAAAGGCCGCGUGGUUUUGCGAUGCGUUGUGGGUGCUGGACAGACAUGCUUGUUGGAUAAAGGCUUUGUUUACAAGGUGAAAGCGAGCAACAGACUGGACUGAAAUGGAUUGUACAAAAUAAAAAACAAAGAGACAAACUGUACCUAUUCUAAAGGCUCACUACCUGGAAAAACUGAUAAAAAUGGAUGAAUUGACUCAUAUGAGCUAUGAAUUUGUAUCAAGUAAAGUGUCGCCAAACUUAUCUAUAUUUUGAAACCGAGUCAGUUUUAAUACCGGUGAAGAAUUUCAAAAAGCAAAGUUUGUUAAGGCUCUCUGUUCAAAUUGUCAUAAUCUACGACUGUCAUCUUUUACGUGAGGUCCCCGGUCUCGUUUCAUGAGCAGAAUUCCCCCCAAAACAAGCCAAUUGUUACUUUUAAAAACUUUGACUGCACUACUUCUGUGAAAAUAACACUCAUUCCAACCCACGACUAAAAGGAAACGGACAACAUGCUUUUUUCCAAAAUACCGUACGUUGUUUGUAGCCCGCAGCUGGCUUGGCUAACGCAGAAAUACUUUAUUAAUCCCCGAGGGGAAAUUAAAAUUUUCAGCACAAUCCCAUUCAAGAGCAGACAAACAUUACAGGGAGACAGAACAGGAUCGCUGAUGGGUCUGCCAACUCCCGGCGCCCCUUACAAAAAAGCUGAAAUACAGGUAAACAAUGGAGGGGUAACAAAAAAAAAAAAAAUAUAUAUAUAUAUAUAUAUAUAUAUAUAUAUAUAUAUAUAUAUAUAUAUAUAUAUAUAUUCGGUCUAAGCCUGGGCCCCUGGAAAGGGGGUCCAGACUGAGGCCAAGGGGAAAAGCAACUCAUAGCCAUAGCACACAUCCCACAAAGGACAUUAAAGACAUGAAAAAAGCAGAGCUGAUGCAACCAGCCACUUCUACAUACAGCUAUGACUUAAAAGUAAUAGAAACAUAUACACUGUGGUGGCCUCUGCGGUGUUCCACGCCAUCAUCUGCUGGGAUGGAGGGCGCAUGGCCACAGAGAGGAGCAUACCCAACAAAGCAACCAAGAGAGCCGACUCCACUCGCGGCCGCCCACUAACUCGGCCAGUGUCCAGUCCAACAUCCUCUUAAAUCAGGCCUGGGCAAUUAUUUUGACUCUGGGGCCAUAUUUAGAGAAAAAAAUGUGUCUGGGGGCCGGUAUAUCUGAUUUUUAGGAACACUAAUACAAAACCUCACAAUAAUGUCUGAUUGAAUGCUAAAAACGUUAUGACAGAGCGCCUUAAAAAACUGAAUGGAAUUAAACAUUUUUUUUUACUGAAUGAGACACCCAGCAUGUACAUGAAAAUAAAGAAUGUGGGAUUUACAAUAUUAACUAUGAAGGAUAAAACACUGAAUAUUGACAACAUAUGAACCUCACACCCCCUCUUGAUUGACAUAUCUUGCAAUGAAGCGAAACACAACAAAAAUGCAACAAACACAGCCAAAUAUGACCGCGAAGGGUAAAAAAAAAACCCCCACCUACAAUCUGAUACAUCUGAUAUAUCACUAAGCUUCAGAAGUUUGUUGUAAAAAUCUCCUUCCGCGUCUGUCCCUGACACCCACAUUUCAGGCUCUGGAAACACUCUGUGGAAACGCUUCCCCACCCACACUACUUGGUGCCUCGUCUGAGCUGCUGUGACUUAGAUUACCAUAGUAAAUAGUUAGAUGACCAUAGUAACUAAUUAGAUGACCAUAUUAACUAGUAUGUCAUGCAAAAGUGCAGAUUCCAACCAUUGAAAUACAGUUGAAGACUUACGGUCAUUAGAAAACAUCACUGCACAUCAUAAUGGCAGCGACACUUUCCAUCUUAAACAUCUUAAAAACAUUUUUGGGAAUGUCCGGCGGGCCACAUUGAAAAGCUUAACAGGCCGCAUGUGGCCCCCAGGCAUUAAUUUGCCCAGGUCUGUACUAAAUGCUAGGUGUGAAGCAGAAUAAAAGAUGCUUUGGUUUCGAACUUAGCAGUGUGAACCAGCCGUGAACACACCAACAUGCAGAGGUGGGUAGUAACGCGCUACAUUUACUCCGUUACAUCUACUUGAGUAACUUUUGGGAUAAAUUGUACUUCUAAGAGUAGUUUUAAUGCAACAUACUUUUACUUUUACUUGAGUAUAUUUAUAGAGAAGAAACGCUACUUUUACUCCGCUACUUUUAUCUACAUUCAGCUCGCUACUCGCUACUAAUUUUUAUCGAUCUGUUAAUGCACGCUUUGUUUGUUUUGGUCUGUCAGACAGACCUUCAAAGUGCCUGCGUUACUGGUGAUGUUUCACUCCGUUCCACCAAUAAAAUGCAGUCACUAGUGACGUUUGACUCCGUUCCACCAAUCAGAUGCAGUCACUGGUGACGUUGGACCAAUCAAACAGAGCCAGGCGGUCACAUGACCUGACUUAAACAAGUUGAAAAACUUAUUGGGGUGUUACCAUUUAGUGGUCAAUUGUACGGAAUAUGUACUGUACUGUGCAAUCUACUAAUACAAGUUUCAAUCAAUCAAUCAAAAGUGUGAAGGAAAAAAGACACUUUUUUUUAUUUCAACCGUACAUCCCGUCAAAAGCCUAAAGACUGACUGCACUGUUCCUGUCUUCACAAUAAAAGUGCCGCUCCAUCGCGCUUGCACUUACAAAAUAAGAGUCUCCGAAAGCCAGCGCAAACAAGCUAGCAAGCUACGGAAUUUGCCGCCAAUGUAUUUCUUGUAAAGUGUGUGAAAACGAAUAUGGAAGCUGGACAAAUAAGAUGCCAAAAACCAACCACUUUCAUGUGGUAUUAGACAGAAAGGAGGCACUUUUCUUCUCCUCCAUUUGAAAACGUGGACGUUAUCAUCACUGCUGUCUGGUUCUAAUCAAUGCAAGUCAUCAGAAUCAGGUAACACACCAACUUAUAUUCUUGUCUUCAUGAAAGAAAGGAAUCCGUAUGUUAAAAAUGCAUGUAUAUUCAUUAAAACACCUUUAACAUGUAAACAAAAACGGCAAAAUAAAUAAAUAUAAAUGAUAUACUGUAUAUAUCAAUUUAUAUAGAUAU